Felis catus (domestic cat) is the source of this 4835-nucleotide messenger RNA. RefSeq names its product toll like receptor 3 (gene TLR3). NCBI's taxonomy places the organism in Eukaryota, Metazoa, Chordata, Mammalia, Carnivora, Felidae. The coding region runs from base 814 to 3528 and encodes 904 amino acids. The record is from RefSeq and is a predicted model, not a curated record. Gene Ontology annotation, molecular function: transmembrane signaling receptor activity; protein binding. Gene Ontology annotation, biological process: immune response; toll-like receptor signaling pathway; inflammatory response. Gene Ontology annotation, cellular component: membrane. The transcript is spliced from 9 exons.
GCACUCACGCACGCACUGCUCUCCCCCCAGUUUUCCUCUGCGUGCGCUUGAGAAGGUUUAUUCGCAGCAGAGCAGGAAAGGGUCCCUGACAAAGGUGCCCUGCCGCUGGGGGUGGAGGAGAAGCACAUCUGUCACCCUUGGAGGAGAGGCUGGAAAAGACCCAGCUCUGCGCCUGCACCGGGGGAUCCCGCACUGGAUGCAUAGGAAGCCAAUCUUCCCUUUUGAUGUGCAGGCAGUGUGUCCCGGAACAUAUGGGCACCAGGAUGUAACAGUAUCUGAGUGCCACCAGAUGGUGAUUUUACAGAUAAAAUCAGCCUGAGAACAAGUUCGAUGAGACAACCAGUCCUUUAGGAAGCCCCCAGAAAGAGUAGAACAUUAUCAAUAAAUUUGAUCGGCAACUGGGAAUUUAGUUGCUGCAUAUUCUAGAUGAAGACUGUACUGAGCCAGGAGGGAGUAAAGAAAUGAACUUGGGGACAAUUCAUCUCCAUGUGGCAUCUCGUCCAUGCGACUCAACUGGGAUUGAAAGAUCCACUCCCAAUAUGGAGUGACUCAUACGGACAACAAUUUGCUGGCUGUCUUCUGGGUGCUCAGUGGAGUCGUUGGCCAGAUUCCCAGUUCUCCUCCAUGUUGCCUUUGCAGAAGGCUAGGUUGGGCUUCUAACCACACAGCCGCUGAGUUCUGAAAGGAAGAGGUUUCACUUUCACGAUUGCAGCAGGAAAUCUAACAUGCUUCCCUGGUGAAAACGACUGAAUUUGGACUAAUGGAAACAAGGAACAGUCAGCUGUUAUCAGAGUACAUGAAGAGGAGGGAAUCAUGAGCCAGAGUUCGCCUUAUAUCUAUUCCUUUUUGGGGCUGUUGCCCUUUUGGAUACUGUGUACAUCCUCCACCAACAAAUGUGUUGUUAGGCAUGAAGCAGCUGACUGCAGUCAUCUGAAGUUGACACAAGUGCCCGAUGACCUCCCAGCAAACAUAACGGUGUUGAAUCUCACCCAUAACCAGCUCAGAAGAUUACCGCCUGACAACUUUACAAGAUAUAGCCAACUUACUACCUUGGAUGGAGGAUUUAACUCCAUCUCAAAACUGGAGCCAGAAUUGUGCCAAAAACUCCCCUUGUUGGAAAUUUUGAACCUCGAACACAAUGAACUCUCUCACCUUUCAGAGCGAACUUUUAUCUUCUGCGUGAAUUUGAUGGAACUCCAUCUAAGGUCCAAUUCAAUCCAGAAAAUUGAAAAUGAUCCCUUCCAAAACCUGAAGAAUUUAAUCAAAUUAGAUCUAUCUCAUAAUGGUUUGUCAUCUACCAAAUUAGGAAGUCAGCUCCAACUGGAAAAUCUCCAAGAGCUCCUGUUAUCAAAUAAUAAAAUUAACAUCCUGAGACGUGAAGAACUGGAUUUCCUUGGCAAUUCUUCUUUGAAGAAAUUAGAAUUGUCAUCAAAUCCAAUUAAAGAGUUCUCUCCAGGGUGUUUUCAUGCAAUUGGAAAACUAUUUGGCCUCUCUCUGAACAAUGCUCAACUGAACCCCAACCUCACAGAGCAGCUUUGUUUAGAACUGUCGAACACGAGCAUUCAGAAUCUAUCGCUGAGCAACACCCAGCUGUACAGAACGAGCAAUAUGACUUUCGUUGGGCUCAAGCACACAAAUCUCACCGUGCUCGAUCUUUCCCACAACAACUUAAAUGUGAUUGAUAAUGGUUCCUUCGUUUGGCUUCCACGUCUAGAAUAUUUCUUCCUGGGGUAUAAUAAUAUAGAACACUUAUUUUCUCACUCCUUGUAUGGGCUUCUCAGUGUGAGAUACUUGGAUUUGAGACGAUCUUUCACCAAACAAAGCACUGCUCUUACUUCGCGUCCCAAGAUCGAUGAUUUUUCCUUUCAGUGGCUAAAAUGUUUGGAGUAUCUUAACAUGGGAGACAACAACUUCCCAGGCAUAAGAAGCAAUAUGUUCACGGGGCUGAUAAAGCUGAAACACUUGAGUCUAUCCGACUCCUUCACAAGCUUGCGAACUUUAACAAAUGAAACAUUUUUGUCACUUGCUCAGUCUCCUUUGGUCACGCUCAACCUAACCAAAAACAAAAUCUCAAAAAUAGAGAGUGGCGCUUUUUCUUGUCUGGGCCACCUUCAGGUACUCGACCUUGGCCUUAAUGAAAUUGGGCAAGAGCUCACAGGCCAAGAAUGGAGAGGUCUAGGAAAUAUCAUUGAAAUCUACCUUUCCUACAACAAAUACCUACAACUGACUCCUGGGUCUUUUGCCCUGGUUCCAAGCCUCCAACGCCUGAUGCUCCGCAGAGUGGCCCUGAGAAAUGUGGACAGUUCUCCUUCACCUUUUCAUUCUCUUCGCAACUUGGUCAUUCUGGAUCUAAGCAACAACAAUAUAGCCAACAUAAAUGAUAAACUGUUGGAGGGUCUUGAGAAACUAGAAAUUCUGGAAUUGCAGCACAACAACUUAGCACGGCUAUGGAAACGUGCAAACCCUAGUGGUCCUGUUUAUUUUCUAAAGGGUCUUUCUCACCUCCACAUUCUUAACUUAGAGUCUAAUGGCUUUGAUGAGAUCCCAGCAGAGGUAUUCAAGGGCUUAUCUGAAUUAAAGAGCAUUGAUUUAGGAUUGAAUAAUUUAAACAUAUUUCCGCUAUCUGUCUUUGAUGAUCAGGCAUCUCUAAAGUCACUGAACCUUCAGAAGAAUCUCAUAACGUCAGUUGAGAAGGAUGUUUUUGGGCCAGCCUUCAGGAACCUGAGUAAUUUAGAUAUGAGCUUUAACCCAUUUGAUUGUACCUGUGAAAGUAUUGCCUGGUUUGUUAAUUGGAUUAAUAGUACCCAUACCAACAUCUCUGACCUGUCAAGCCAUUACCUCUGUAAUACUCCACCUCAAUAUCAUGGUUUCCCGGUGAUGCUUUUUGAUAUAUCAGCCUGCAAAGACAGUGCCCCCUUUGAACUCUUUUUCAUAAUAAAUACCAGUAUCCUUUUGAUUUUCAUCUUUACCGUAUUGCUCAUCCAUUUCGAAGGCUGGAGGAUAUCUUUUUAUUGGAAUGUUUCAGUGCAUCGAGUUCUUGGUUUCAAAGAAAUAGACAGACAGCCAGAGCAGUUUGAAUAUGCAGCAUAUAUAAUUCAUGCCUAUAAAGAUAGAGAUUGGGUCUGGGAGAACUUCUCUCCGAUGGAAGAAAAAGAUCAAACUCUCAGAUUUUGUCUCGAAGAAAGGGACUUUGAGGCAGGUGUCCUUGAACUUGAAUCAAUUGUUAAUAGCAUCAAAAGGAGCAGAAAAACUAUUUUCGUUAUAACGCAGCAUCUAUUAAAAGAUCCAUUGUGUAAAAGAUUCAAGGUGCACCAGGCAGUUCAGCAAGCUGUGGAACAAAAUCUGGAUUCCAUUAUAUUGAUCUUUCUUGAGGAUAUUCCAGAUUAUAAACUGAACCAUGCACUCUGUUUGCGACGAGGGAUGUUUAAAUCUCACUGCAUCUUGAACUGGCCAGUUCAGAAAGAACGGGUAAAUGCCUUUCAUCAUAAAUUGCAAGUAGCGCUUGGAUCCAGAAAUUCAAUACAUUAAAUUUAUUUAAAGACUAAGUUAACAAAGGCGUAACUUUCCCCCACUUAAAGAGUUUCAUAGUAAAUUUAGGUUUUAUUUGAAAAUAAUAUAUAUCUGUUUAUUCAGACUUAGAGAGGUUUCUGAUAAUUAUAUUUGGAGUUUUUUUGGGAUGCACUCAUAGGAAAAUAAGAGAUCAUUGUUUUAGUGGGUACAAUGCUAUUUUGACUGUAAGAGUAAAAUAUAUAUCCUAAUUUUUAAAAGCUUCAUCACAGGAUUUUUUUUUUCAGUUAAAAAGCUUUUAUUUUAGUGGUGCCCACUUCAGUGUUGAUUUUGUUAAGUGUUAAAUUCCAUUUGAACCUACAGACGCAUGGUCAGAAAACGUUUGUAAUUCAUUUUCAUUACUUAGUUAAAAUACAUAUUUUAAUAAAUCCUUGUAUUUCCCUGAUACUUGGGUUUCUGCUGUAGGUGUUAGAAGAAACAAUUCUCUUACUUAAAAGUAUUACAGGAAACAAAAUAAGUAUUAUAGAAAGGCUUGCUUCCUGAAGGUUAAUUAGUAGAUUAGCUUUGUGGUUGUAAAAUAUUGUUUUCUCUUGGCCACAGACUCAGGAGAUGGUCCUGGUCGGAUCAUUUGGUCCUACUGGGACUCUUUGACUCCUGAUCUUGAAAAUUAUGGUGUUGAACAAAAUCUUUAAUAAUCCUAUAUAAUUAGCAAUGAUGACCAUGGUAUAAUACAUUCACGUGAAACGUAUCAUCAUGUCAUAAAAUAGUGUGCUGUGUAUACAUUAGUCCUCUAGAAAGACUAUUAUUUAAAAAUUUAUUUUUGCUUCUACAAUGGAAAGAAUCUAAUUAUUGAAAAUAGACACGAAUAGCGUUUUAAAACCUUUAUAGUUCUGGUAUUCAAAUAAAGGGAGUGUUGAUAUCAUAAAGCUGGGUUAAUUUCUAUAUUAGAAGCACUGGUUUGGUAAAUUUAGGGAGAAUUUGAGCUGUCACAGUUUGGAACUUUGAUUAAAAUAGUAUUGUAUCCUCGGGGCUAAGUCCACAGAAUCCUGGAAAAAGUGAUACUCCCUGUACUGCCGGUUCUGAAAGAGUCUACAGUCCCUCAACAAUGUGAAUGUGUGGAGGACUCAUUUUCACUUCCGUGUUACACAGCAUCCUUGCACACGAGACGCUCGUUCGAUAGCGUUUUUGCUAAGGCGUGUUUUCCGCCUGUGAAAUAAUCUCGUUUUAUUUUGGCAUUGUAAAAUAAAAAUAAAAGAAAGAAAGAAAAGACAGAUUAAAUUAAACUUUUAUGAUGGCAAAAUAAAACCCACAGCCACAGUUUUUCCUGA